This is a messenger RNA of Fusarium subglutinans, 1182 nucleotides long. RefSeq lists its product as uncharacterized. The coding region runs from base 1 to 1182 and encodes 393 amino acids. NCBI's taxonomy places the organism in Eukaryota, Fungi, Ascomycota, Sordariomycetes, Hypocreales, Nectriaceae. The record is from RefSeq and is a predicted model, not a curated record. The transcript is spliced from 2 exons. Gene Ontology annotation, molecular function: protein binding.
AUGUCUUUCUUCAAGAAGAUCGCCAAGGAGUUCGAGAACCUUGGUAUUGGCGACAAGGACGAGAAGAAGCAAGAGGCUCAGCAGGGCUAUCCUCAGGGUCAGGAUAACAACCGAGCCUACGGUGACGGCGGCCAACAGUACGGCGCUCCUCCUCAGCAAUACAGCUCUCCUCCUCCUCAACAAUACGGAGCUCCUCCCCCUCAGCAGUACGGCGCUCCUCCCCAGCAGUACGGUUCACCUGCUCCUCAGCAGCAAUACGGUGCUCCUCCCCCUCAACCCGCUUAUCAGCCCCCGUCCGACCGCCCUCCUCUGCCCCAAGGUUGGACUGCUCAGUUCGAUCAGAACCAGCAGCGAUGGUACUAUGUUGAGACAGCCACUGGCCGCACUCAAUGGGAGGCUCCUGGUCAAGCACCUCCCCCUCCUCCCCCGGAUUCCCGUCCUCCGUAUGAGUCUCAACCCUCUGACGGAUCUCGUGGUUACCCUGGUGCUCCUGGUGGAUAUGGUUCUCCAGCUCCUGGAGGCUACGGUGGUGCUCCUGGCUAUGGCGGCUACGGAUCUCCUCCCCCUGGUCAGGGUGGCUACGGGUCUCCUGCUCCAGGUGGUUAUGGAUCUCCUGCUCCAGGCUAUGGUGCCCCCUCUCCUUAUGGCGCUCCUUCGCCUUAUGGCGCACCCUCUCCUUACGGAGCUCCCGGUCAAUACGGUACUCCCACUGAUGGCGAUCGCGGCAACAACCCCUACGGUCAAGGCGAGAAGAAGAAGAGCGGCAGCUCUGGAAUGCUCCUCGGUGCCGCAGGUGGUCUCGCCAUUGGUGCUGUUGGUGGUGCCUUGAUCGCAAACGAGCUCAACGAUAGUGACAGCGAUCACGAGCACUCCGCUGCUGCCCCAGCUGCUGCUCCCGCUCCCCAGGUUGUCAACAACUACUACGGAGCUCCUCCCGAGGACCCCUAUGCCGCCGACCCCUACGCGCAGGAAGGCCCUCCUGGUGUCCUUCCUGCUACCGACGCUGACGGCGACUCUGUCUCAUCCAGUGACCGGGAAGAUGUCCAAGAGGCCCGUGAAGAGUACGAAGAAGCUCUGGCUGAAGCUAAUGACUCUGAUGCCAGCAGUAGUGAUCACGAGAGACUUGAGGAGGCUCGGGAGGAGUACGAAGAGACCUACGAGGAGGUGUAUGAGGAUGACUAA